Molecule: messenger RNA, 2046 nt
Organism: Scaptodrosophila lebanonensis
Lineage: Eukaryota; Metazoa; Arthropoda; Insecta; Diptera; Drosophilidae
Exons: 5
Coding region: 11-1909 (632 amino acids)
Source: RefSeq, a predicted model, not a curated record
ACAGCUGAGAAUGUUUUUUCUACGCCUCAAUCUACUCCAAUUGAUGCAAUACAUGUGCUUGAUGCAUAUUCUUAAAGCAUAUCCCAUGCAACCGUACAAGGCAAAAAAGUUUGCUGAUGCUGCCGAGUAUCCCGAUCUGACGAAUGGCCUAAGCGAUGCAGAACUGGAAGCCGCAUUAAAUGGCUUGUCUCUGGAUGAUCUUAACAAUUUGGAUAAGUACUUAGACAACAAAAUGGAGGAUAACGAUAAUUUUGAUGCAGGUGUAAGAAUGCGACAAAGGCAUGUUAAGAGAAUAAAGCAGCCAGAGGAAGAGCUGGGCAACAUAGAAUUGGGCUCCGAUGACACCUAUGAUCCGGCCGAAAAAUUAGAUCGCGAACGGGGGUCCAAAUUACACAAAUCUGCCUUCGACGACAGCUGCAAUGAUGAUAGCGAUCCAACCAAAGAACGUCCGGAGCACUGUAAAAACAAGCUGGCAGAGCGACCCAAGUGUACCAAGAAACCGAAGUGUACAGGGACCACAGAGCGUUGCCCGUUGAAGAGCAAUCUAGAUUUGUGCAAAUCUAAAGGUGGAGGUGCUGUCAUGGAUGAUGAUUAUGACAGGUUGCCUAAGUGUCCUGACAAGACAACAUGUAAGCCAAAAAAGAAGCCCAAGAAAAAGCCCAUAUGUGAAGAAGAAUGUGAUCCAGAAGAUGAGUUAUGUCUGCAAAGAAAUUUCAAGAAUCUCAAGCAGCAGAACCCAGAAAGAACGUUGAAGGAUUACGAUCUGAUCAACGACAAAGCUGUUGAUGAUAUGUCAGACUAUUCUUUAGGGCAUACCAAGUUAGACGAAUCAGAUGAACUUGGUGAUAUAGCUGAAGGUGCUAUGCCGCCAAUGAAACUAAAGAAAGAGCUGGCAGGGUGGAAGCCCAAAAAGGAACUGGAACUAGAAAUACUUAAUACGGACUACAACAAACUACCCAGCUUCGAAACACGUGGAGCAGAAAUAGGAGAUUUUAAGUAUAAUCGUAAAUUGGGCAAUGGCUUUGAUAUUUUGGGUGUUAGGAAAAUGUCUGAUGAUACGCCGCUGACAGAAAAUAGAGAACAGCUACAAGAAGAACAAGUUAACGAAUUAACGAAUGUUGGACCCGAUUUCAUAGCUAUACCACCGAUGAAAGUUGAGGGUCAGCCUGCUGCGUCCUCAGGAAAUAACCAAAAAGCAGGUCCUUUCAAUGCUGAACAGAACAUACGUUCUGGAAAAGUUGACGAUACUUCAGUUGGUAUGAAUAAUCAACCAGCAGCCUAUGAGCGCCAUCAGCUCUCACGCUUAGCUCACGAACAAGGGCAACGUUUCAACGAAGAGCAAACAGCUAAAGUGGAAGAUAAUCGUAAUCUGGAGGACUCUGCGGUCAGCGAAAAUGAUAACAUCCAGUUAGAUGAGAGUCUGACUGGUAGAGAGGAAGGCCUAGAAGCUGGAACUAUAGCAGCAGAAACGCCAAAGCUCAGUCAAAGUAUUAUGGAUGGAACGAAAUCACGGGAACUUGAGCAGAAGGCAAACAUUUUAAAUGAUGGUGAAAGUUUCAUUGCCAACAGCGCACGCGAUCCGCCUCGAUAUUUUAUACAAACCCCAAAUGGUUUCAUAAAAAGCGACAAUGAGCCUGGACAGCGACGAUUACGCAGCGAUGAGAACAAUAGCGAAAUGCUCAAUUUCAACAAUUUCGAGCAACUACAGUUCGUGAAAGAGAAACAAUACGCAGAGGAGUGGAGACGCAGAAAGCGUGAGAAUAAGAAAACGGAUGAUGCGCCUGAGAACUCCAAGGAAACCUAUCUGAAGAAACUAAUGGACUCAUUUCCGCGAGACACUGGCAGCCAGAGCAAUGCAAAUAUCGCACGAAUGGCGGAGAGCGCGCAUGUACGCGUUAAGCGCUCUUAGCUUUUUGUUAGUUUUUAUUGAAAUUAUUUGUUUAAAUUAUACUCAAGCGUAUGUAUAUAUUUUUUAUUGAGGAUAAAUAAUGUAAUAUUUUCACUGUACCUAUUCAAAGAAUGGCAAUAAAAAAGGCUUUUUAGAAA